UCUACCGUAGAUUUCUAUGCUUCGCCAUUUUAUCCGCUGCUCUGAUGAUGGCCCAGCAUACUGUGGUUCGAGGUCACAACAAUAACCUCUGGGCUCGAGCAGCUGUAGCUUUGUCUGAUAACAACAAGCGAAACAUAAACUUUAAUCGUGCAGACAAGCUGAAUAUCCUCGCUAAACUGCAUGUCGCAGCCGAGAAAAGUAGGCAGAAAUCUGUGGAGUCUAGGUGGAGAUACACUCGCAAGAACGGAGACAUAGUCAUAAUGAGAGAUGUGUUCGGGAAGAUUGUUAGAUGGAUUGAAAUGUUCAAGCAGGUUGGGGAUGUUGCGGUUCAGUACGACCCGGCACAUGCUGCACUUCCUUGGGCGGGAAUUCGCUUUCUUUUGCAAAUGGCCGUCAACGAUACUAAUAAACAUGCAUCGAUCGUAGAAGGCCUUACUCGAAUAGCUGAGCUUAUUUGCCGUUCCGCUGUUACCGAAAGUCUAUAUCUCCAUGGUACAUCCAAAGCAGCAGCAGAGCUAGAAAGGGCUAUGGUGCAGCUGUAUGCAAAUAUUUUAGUGUACUUGUCAAGGGGAAAGCAAUACCUUGAGCAAGUAGGCGCAAAGCGUACGAUCCAAAGCACAUUCCUCGCAGACACGGAACUUACUUCCAAACUAAGUGAGAUCCAAAUAGCAGAGAGCGAUAUCAAUCGAUGCAUGGCUCUAGUUGAUUGGAAUGAUAGCAUUGACAACCAUUCCAAGCUGGCGGAGCUUUUGGAUCGCAUUGACCAACCCUUGCGAAGGAUGGACAGUGAUUUGAGGAACAUACGUGAUGAUCUUGAAGUAUCUAAGCGUAGAAAAAUCCUCAAGUGGCUUUCGUCCGAACCGUAUACCCGACAUCACAAGCAGACUAAACAGGAUGUUCUGACAGGAACUGGCCAAUGGCUUUUAUCUGAUCCUGUCUUUAGAAGAUGGAAGGAUGACAGCGCAUCUUCGAUACUAUGGCUCCAUGGCAUUCCUGGAUCUGGCAAGAGCAAACUCAUAUCGAUAGUGAUCGAGGACACUUUGACGCGUUGUAAAGCUGGUGAAUGUCCGCCGCCAGUCUUCUUCUACUGCUCCCGAAACCCGGCAGAGCCUGCACGUUCUGAUCCCGAUGCGAUACUUGCUAGUCUGGCAAGACAGCUAUCGUGCCUGGGGCCUGGAAAGCAGCUAAUGAAACCUACCAUUGACCUUUUUGAAGAGAAAGAGGAGGAAGGGGUUGACUCUGGAGCGCUCUAUAUGGAUGAAAGCCUUCCCCUUGUUCUACAGCUAGUCGAACAGUAUCCUCUCACAACCAUAGUGAUAGAUGCCAUGGAUGAAUGCAGCCCUAAGAAGCGGCACGAAAUGCUCAAAUCUCUCAAAAAAAUCCUCCAGAGUUCGACUAGCCUGGUUAAAAUAUUCAUAUCAAGCCGGGACGACCAGGAUAUCGUGUGGCGUUUGCAGCAUUAUCCGAAUCUUGAGAUUGACUCUCGUAGGAAUGGUGACGAUAUUUCACGGUUCGUAAAAGACCAGGUGGAGCAACUUGUUCAAGAUGGAACAUUGUUACACUACAGCACCUGUAAACCGGAGAUGAGGAAGCUCAUUAUAGAAAAGGUGAUCGAGGGGACUGCUGGAAUGUACGUUUACAACAACAUGCCACACUGGCUGUAAUAACCAUUGUAUUCA
Messenger RNA from Periconia digitata, 1679 nucleotides. The record is from the annotation of a GenBank genome assembly. NCBI's taxonomy places the organism in Eukaryota, Fungi, Ascomycota, Dothideomycetes, Pleosporales, Periconiaceae.